UUCUUGCGCCUCUUGUGAGAAGCGCUGCAGCAUUUGUCCUCGCGACAGAAGCGCCACUGCAGUCUCUGACUAAAGUCAGCCGCGUCCCACCGCCGCCACCAUGCCUCGGGGGAGCCGCAGCGUGGCCGCCCGGCCAGCCAGCCGCCCUCCCGCGCACUCUGCCCACCCGCCCGCGCACCCACCGCCCUCGGCAGCCGCCCCGGCCCCCGCCCCUUCGGGCCAGCCGGGCCUCAUGGCUCAGAUGGCGUCCACGGCCGCAGGGGUAGCCGUGGGCUCGGCCGUGGGACACGUCGUGGGCAGCGCUCUGACCGGAGCCUUCAGCGGGGGAGGCUCGGAGCCUGCCCCCGCCCAGCCUGCUGCCCAGCAGCCCCAGGCCCCUGCCCACACUCCCCUCCAGCCCCUGCAGAUUGGGGGGCCCUGUGCCUACGAGAUAAAGCAGUUCUUGGAGUGCUCAACCACUCAGAGUGACCUGUCCCUGUGUGAGGGCUUCAGCGAGGUCCUGAAGCAGUGCAAGUACAACCAUGGUCUGAGCUCCCUGCCCUGAAGAGGCCAACGCAGACUCUGGGGCCAGCCCUAUACCCACCCCCACCCCCUCACUGACAGCUGGACCACAACGCCAGAUUGUAGCUGGGAUUGGGAGUGAGGAGGGGGUUUCUCAUCCCACAGAUAACCCGAGACACAAAUGUGCAAUUAAAAGAGUUUAUUUUAGACCACA
This is a messenger RNA of Propithecus coquereli (Coquerel's sifaka), 715 nucleotides long. It is a transcript of the gene CHCHD10, whose product is annotated as coiled-coil-helix-coiled-coil-helix domain containing 10. NCBI's taxonomy places the organism in Eukaryota, Metazoa, Chordata, Mammalia, Primates, Indriidae. The transcript is spliced from 4 exons. Bases 101 to 544 code for a protein of 147 amino acids. Gene Ontology annotation, biological process: mitochondrion organization. Gene Ontology annotation, cellular component: mitochondrion; nucleus. The record is from RefSeq and is a predicted model, not a curated record.